Messenger RNA from Daucus carota subsp. sativus, 1077 nucleotides. Its product is annotated as dof zinc finger protein DOF5.7. The record is from RefSeq and is a predicted model, not a curated record. The transcript has a single exon. Bases 1 to 1077 code for a protein of 358 amino acids. NCBI's taxonomy places the organism in Eukaryota, Viridiplantae, Streptophyta, Magnoliopsida, Apiales, Apiaceae. Gene Ontology annotation, molecular function: DNA binding; DNA-binding transcription factor activity. Gene Ontology annotation, biological process: regulation of DNA-templated transcription.
AUGUCGAAUUAUCAGAGUUCUGGAAGCCAUGACAAGUCCGUCGUAACACCACCACCAGCUACAAAUUGUCCGAGAUGUGAUUCUCCGAAAACAAAGUUUUGCUAUUACAACAAUUAUAGUCUUUCUCAACCAAGAUAUUUCUGUAAGACAUGUAAAAGGUAUUGGACAAAAGGCGGAGCGCUUCGUAAUGUCCCCAUAGGUGGUAGUUGCAGGAAAACAAAGAAGAUUAGUAGAUCAUUCUCCAGUGACUCAAAGGACUCUUCUAGCGCUUCUUCAUAUUCAGAUUUGGGCAGAUUCGGGUUCUCAGAUGGUCCGGAUUUUCAAAUUGGGGAAGGACUUAUAGAUGUUCCAAGAUCCAACAAUACUUCAAAUAUACCUACUAUCCGCGGUCAACUAGUAUCUUCAACUAUGAACAAUCCAAUAGUACCAAUUUCAUCAGGUAGUAUUCCAAACUUCGGGUUGAACCCCGACUCUCAAACUAAUUUAAGUCAAUUUGUGGCUCCCAAUGAUUUUUCUUUAUGUUAUUCCUCUUCGUCUUCCAUCCUUAAACAAUAUCAUGUAGAGAAUAAUGUUGUAAGCUUUAAUGAUGGAUUAGCCCCGGAGAUGGUACCUGUAAUUGGUAAUCUUUCUUCUUCUAUGGACUCAUUUGGUUCAAUUAGUCAAGAUUUAUAUUUGAAUUUACCACAAGAAAGGAUGGGGGAGCCAUUUAGUUCAACCGAUCUUGACUGGGAGUUACAACAAGAAGGGAUGAACAUGAUGCUAAGUGGAGGAAGUAGUAACAUUUAUCAACAGCCGAGCAACAUGAUUGAAACUACUAACAAUCUUGAAAACCUGGCUCCACUUCUGAAGCCAUAUCCGGCAUCAUUUCAGGAUUUGGAGAUUUCUUCAGAACCAUCAAAUAUUUCAAGGAAAGAGGAUAAUGGAGUAGCUAAUGUUGAAACUACAAAUGUACCAAUUGAGUGGCAUUUUGGUGAUUCUAGUUAUGCACCUGCUGUGAAUGCAAUUCCAAGCAUUGAUGGGAAUGGCAACAAAAUUGAAGGAUGGAGCGUCUUCGAUCAAUACCCAUCACUACCUUGA